UUAUAAAGUAUAUGCAGUAGGUUCAUUUAAAAAAAUGAUGGUACAACAUUGUGGCAGUUAAUUCAGAUAACAGCCUCCAUUAAAGGUUACACGGAUAACUCUGAACACUGCAACAAAAUGUUUUUCUUGCUCAGUUUUGAUUUAUUUUACAGUACAAAUAUCUAAACAUUCUAAAACCAAGAUAAAAUUAUUUGAGAAGCAAAAUUGUUUUCUGAGUUUAUACUUAAAACAAGAAAAAAAUAUCUACCAGUGGGGUCAGAAAAAUCAUUCAAAAGUGAGAAUGAGUUUUAUUUUUCUUACAUCAUUGGCAGUUUAUUUAUUUAUUUAUUUUUUCAUUUUUCAGAAAACAAAAAACUGCACAUUUCAGAGUUUCUUUUAUUGUGGCCAGCCUAAGGCACACCUGUGCAAUAAUCAGCAUCUUGAUGUGCCACACCUGUGAGGUGGAUGGAUUAUCUUAGCAAAGGAGAAGCGCUAACUAACACAGAUUUAGACAGAUUUGUAAACAAUAUUUGAGAGAAAUAUGCCUUUUGUGUACAUAGAAAAAGUCUUAGAUCUUUGAGUUCAGCUCAUGAAAAAUGGGGGCAAAAACAAAAGUGUUGCAUUUAUAAUUUUGUUCAGUGUAUAUUCUGAGUCACUGAUAGAGGAUUUGCUGUUUUGCAAGUAUGUCCAAACUAUGGCGACGGCUGAUGAUCUCUUUAAGAUUCUUGACAGUUAUCUCAUAGAACAUGAUCUGAAAUGGGAGGCAAGGUGACUGUCUCGAGGUAAAGUGUUGUCACGAGUUUUGAGCUUAGACUGGAGAUUCGACCCUUUUUGGAAGAGGAACGCAUGUAUGACACUGCAGGCAAGUUCAGAAGUUCAGAAACUGGCCUUACAUCUUAGCAAUGUAAUUGGAAAGCUGAACGAAUUAAAUCUUCAACUUCAAGGCAGAGAUAAGCACCUACCUCACCUAGCAGACAAUAUCACUGCAUUGAUCCGAAAGCUUGAGGUAUGGGGCAGGCACCUUGAUCAAGGAAAUACUGAGGCCUUUGAGAAUCUGAGUGAAACUGCUGAAACCAGUACUUCAGGAGCCACCACAGUGAUCCCAUGUUUCAAACAGCACAUCUCUACAUUGACAGAAUUAUUUCAAAAAUACAUUCCAAACAACAGUGUCCAGUAUGACUGGAUUAUCGAUCCAUUCAAUACAGCAGCACCUGCAGAUUUCAGCUCUGCAGAAGAGGACCAAUUCAUUGAGAUGACGAUUGACUUCACUCUUAGGCUGAGGUUUCCAGUUCAGACACUGCAUGAAUUCUGGCUUGGAGUGGAGAAAGAGUAUCCACUCAUUGGGAAGAGGAGUCUGACCAUUCUUCUUCCCUUUGCUACAUCGUAUUUCUUUUACAAAGUGACAAAAUGA
This is a messenger RNA of Onychostoma macrolepis, 1390 nucleotides long. RefSeq names its product zinc finger BED domain-containing protein 5-like. The record is from RefSeq and is a predicted model, not a curated record. The transcript is spliced from 3 exons. NCBI's taxonomy places the organism in Eukaryota, Metazoa, Chordata, Actinopteri, Cypriniformes, Cyprinidae. The coding region runs from base 830 to 1390 and encodes 186 amino acids.